This is a messenger RNA of Cylicostephanus goldi, 417 nucleotides long. NCBI's taxonomy places the organism in Eukaryota, Metazoa, Nematoda, Chromadorea, Rhabditida, Strongylidae. The record is from the annotation of a GenBank genome assembly.
ACUUCGGGCAUUGAAGAACUUCUCGUCACUGAAAGCGGUACUAUCGAGUUUACAGUCCGAGCCGGUGCACCGAUUGAAAUCCGUAUGGGCUCUCGUUCCAAGUAUGCGGCAAUGUACUUCUUCAGUCGAUCAAUGGCGCAAUUCCGCGAUCUUUCCGCUAUCUACGACAUGGACGAAGAGGGUGACGAACGGAACGCUCGACGUAUACUGGAGCAGGAAGGAACAGCCAAGAGUUCGCCGCUGAGACGACCGCAGCUUGUUCAGAACUGUCGACGUACCAAGAGUGAUGUAAAUCUAGCCGAGUGCCAGGGUACUGUGCCUUACUUGGGGUCGUUUCUCACGGACCUGACUAUGAUUGAUCAGUGCACGCAGGAUUUCACAGAAGGUCCUUAUUUUACUGUAUUAAUGUUCUUCUAA